AUGCCCCAACAACAACGCGCCAAAAUCCGCAUCUACCUCGACUGCAACUCGCCCUGGUCCUACUUCGCCUACACCAAACUGCGGCGCGACCGACCGCUCCUCUCCCAACACGGCGUGGACGUGGAAAUCAACCCGAUCUUCCUCGGCGGGAUCAACGUCGGCAGCGGGAAUAAACCGCCCUGGACGCUGCCGGCGAAGGCGAGGUUGGGGGGGUUUGAUUUGCCGAGGGCGAUAAAAUACUUCCAAGUCGACCCCCUGACCUCCCCGCCUUUCUUCCCGAUCAUGUCCCUCCUCCCCAUGCGAUGUCUGCUCUACGCCAAGGAGAACCUCCCCUACGAGCAGUACGAGAACGCCUUUGGGGAUCUGUGGCAUUUUUUGUGGAGGGAGCACAAGGAUGUUAGCAAGCCGGAGGUGCUGGCGGAGUGUUUGGGACGGCAUUUUGGGAGAGAGGAUGUGGAGAGGAUCAUCAAAGCCGGCACCGACCCGAAAUACAAGAAGAUGCUCACGGACGAGACGGCCAUGUUGGUGGAGAAGGGCGCCUUUGGAGCGCCGUGGUGGUUGGUGACGAAUAAGGAGGGCGUGGAGGAGCCGUUCUUUGGGAGUGAUAGAUUUCACUUCGUGUAUCAGUUCCUCGGGGUGCCGUUUCAGGAUAUCGAGAUUUUGCCGCCGGGGUCGUCGAAGUUGUAG
Zasmidium cellare ATCC 36951 is the source of this 687-nucleotide messenger RNA. RefSeq lists its product as uncharacterized. Gene Ontology annotation, cellular component: mitochondrion; peroxisome. Gene Ontology annotation, biological process: glutathione metabolic process. Bases 1 to 687 code for a protein of 228 amino acids. The transcript has 4 exons. The record is from RefSeq and is a predicted model, not a curated record. NCBI's taxonomy places the organism in Eukaryota, Fungi, Ascomycota, Dothideomycetes, Mycosphaerellales, Mycosphaerellaceae. Gene Ontology annotation, molecular function: glutathione peroxidase activity; glutathione transferase activity.